AUGGGAGGCGAUAGAGCCACCGGAAUUUUCCCAUCGAGUUAUUCGCACGUUGCUGAAGAUUUAAAGGUAUCAGCGAAUACAGUAAAAAAAAAUUGGACACAAUUUUGCGAGUCAUACAAUUUCGAAAGCCUAAAACGAGGGGGGACUAUAGUUCCAAGCUAAGUGACGACGAUCUUGAACUUAUAGAAACACUCAAAGUAGAAAAGGGAUCUACUAGUCUAAAGGAGAUUUAUCAAUUAUUGGAACAAGUCGGAGACGUAGGAGGUGAUAUUUCUAUUUCGGCAAUUUCAAAAGCCAUAAAAUCCAAAUUGCCUUCAGGUAAAAAAUACACAAGGAAAAAAAUAACGCAAAUCGCAGCAGAGAGAUUCACGUUCGAAAACAUGUUGUAUACACAGCUGUUUACCGACUAUCUCAGCUCCAAAGAUGUUCAAAAAAUUAAAUUCUUUGAUGAAGCAGGGAUAAAAAUCCCAAAUGUCGGAACACGCUUAUAUGGAAAUUCUCCAAUCGGCGAAAGAUGCGUGGAAGUUGUACGAAAAAAAGAGAACCCAAACACAACUUUAAAUAUGUUAGUAUCCCUUAAUGGAGUUGAAUACUUCAACCUUAUUGACGGGGCGACAAAUACUGCGGAAUUUUUUAACUUUUUUGAUGAGGCUGCAAAUGCAACAGACCUGACUACACUACGCCCUGUUUUGGAAAUUGGAGACAUAAUUGUGAUGGACAACCUAAUUGUGCAUCACUAUGACGGCGGAGAGAUUCUAGAAGAUUUUCUAGCAGAUGCCGGAAUUGAACUUCUUUAUACGCCUGUAUACUCCCCGGACCUUAACCCAAUAGAAAUGUGCUUUAACAAAGUAAAGAUGUCGUUAAACCACGAGUAUAAUGAUUUAGUUCACAAUAAUGUCAAGUUGGCUGGCUCAUAUGCAGUUUAA
This is a messenger RNA of Paramuricea clavata, 926 nucleotides long. NCBI's taxonomy places the organism in Eukaryota, Metazoa, Cnidaria, Anthozoa, Malacalcyonacea, Plexauridae. The record is from the annotation of a GenBank genome assembly.